This is a messenger RNA of Caenorhabditis angaria, 1379 nucleotides long. Lineage: Eukaryota; Metazoa; Nematoda; Chromadorea; Rhabditida; Rhabditidae. The record is from the annotation of a GenBank genome assembly.
AUGAGAAAUCUUUCAUUAUUCAUUAUAAUAUUCCCAAUUGCUAUUCAAUCCUAUUAUUUUAAAAGAACUACUUAUGGAGAUGCUGGAAGUUCAUCUGUUGAUUAUGUUAAUUCUUAUUAUGUAAGUUUUUAUCUUAUGAUUUUGAAGUUGCGAAGUUCUAUAUUUCCUAAUAUACAGAAGUUCUAUUGAAAAAAAAUGAAUAGCCUCACGAAAGGUCAAUAUUUACCGAAUCAAAUGACCAGCAGCUAUAGCUUUUUUUGAAAAAAAAAAACAGGAAAAUGCUAAUAUUUUCAGGGUUUUCCAUCAUUCAAUCAACCAUCUGAAAUGAGACGUCGACCAUCUUUUGGUCUUUAUCCACCACAACAACAAUUUUUGAGACAAGAACAUCCGUUUGAUUUUGGACCAUUUGGACAUAGGUUUGUUUGGAAAUUGAACAAAAAUGGGAUUUUUUGUGGGAAAAGUGAAAUUGGGAAAUUUAUUCUAAAAUUUUAUUCCUCUAAAAGUUCGGCGAAAAAAUACGAAGAUUCAAAUAUAUUUUUGGUGGCCAAAAAAAUUCAAACGCUCUGAAGGAAUGUGUCAUGGCCGAAAUCCACGUGGCAAAAAAAUAUCCAAAAAGUAUUUUCUCAAUUCACACCUGAAAUUCUAGCUAAAAAUUAUCAUUUUUGAAUUUUGAGGUGAAGAAGAUUUUUGUGGUAUCACUUGGCAAAUUUUGAAAUUUAAACAAUUCUGCUGCAGAACGUUUGCAUGAACUCUAAAUUUUUGACAAAAUUGAAAACAUUUUCAAUUAGGUCUUGGGAUUUCCUCAAUCUUCUAGAUGAAAACCACCCUUUUUUUCAGAAUUGGUGGAGCAAAUGAAAAUGAGCAACCACAAGAAGAACCACAAAACAACAUUCCAACAAAUCGUGAAAACGCCAUGAAAAAAGCCAAGCCAGGACUUUGGAAAAGAGGAGAAUCUAUCAGAUCUGAAAUUCAACAAAAACAUGAGCAAAUUCGCAGACAACUUGCUGAAGAAAGUGCUGAUAUUAGAGUGAGUUUUGAAUUAUUGUUAUUUGGAAUUUCAUUGAAAUUUUCAGGAAAAAUUCGCUGAUCUUCACAAAAGAUUGGUUGCCAAGAAUUUGAAAAUGAUGAGAGUUUCGUUGAAAAAAAUGGGAAGAAAAUCGAAAUCUGAGGAAAAAGAGGAGGAAAAAUUGAACUUGAAAGCUCCAGAAGCUCCAGAAGAAAGCUUAGCUCAAGUAGAAGAAGUCAAAACUGAGCAAAUCAAUGAUCAAGUUCCAAAUCCACCACAACCUUUGGUUCAAUAUCCAUCUCAACAAUCAUUUUCAGUUGUCGAAUCUCGACCAAUUCGGGUUUCACAAGAUGGAAAAACUAUCGAAAUUUAA